AUGUUAGGAAGCCAAGGAGAGGAAGCCAAGGAGAGGAAGCCAAGGAGAGGAAGCCAAGGAGAGGAAGCCAAGGAGAGGAAGCCAAGGAGAGGAAGCCAAGGAGAGGAAGCCAAGGAGAGGAAGCCAAGGAGAGGAAGCCAAGGAGAGGAAGCCAAGGAGAGGAAGCCAAGGAGAGGAAGCCAAGGAGAGGAAGCCAAGGAGAGGAAGCCAAGGAGAGGAAGCCAAGGAGAGGAAGCCAAGGAGAGGAAGCCAAGGAGAGGAAGCCAAGGAGAGGAAGCCAAGGAGAGGAAGCCAAGGAGAGGAAGCCAAGGAGAGGAAGCCAAGGAGAGGAAGCCAAGGAGAGGAAGCCAAGGAGAGGAAGCCAAGGAGAGGAAGCCAAGGAGAGGAAGCCAAGGAGAGGAAGCCAAGGAGAGGAAGCCAAGGAGAGGAAGCCAAGGAGAGGAAGCCAAGGAGAGGAAGCCAAGGAGAGGAAGCCAAGGAGAGGAAGCCAAGGAGAGGAAGCCAAGGAGAGGAAGCCAAGGAGAGGAAGCCAAGGAGAGGAAGCCAAGGAGAGGAAGCCAAGGAGAGGAAGCCAAGGAGAGGAAGCCAAGGAGAGGAAGCCAAGGAGAGGAAGCCAAGGAGAGGAAGCCAAGGAGAGGAAGCCAAGGAGAGGAAGCCAAGGAGAGGAAGCCAAGGAGAGGAAGCCAAGGAGAGGAAGCCAAGGAGAGGAAGCCAAGGAGAGGAAGCCAAGGAGAGGAAGCCAAGGAGAGGAAGCCAAGGAGAGGAAGCCAAGGAGAGGAAGCCAAGGAGAGGAAGCCAAGGAGAGGAAGCCAAGGAGAGGAAGCCAAGGAGAGGAAGCCAAGGAGAGGAAGCCAAGGAGAGGAAGCCAAGGAGAGGAAGCCAAGGAGAGGAAGCCAAGGAGAGGAAGCCAAGGAGAGGAAGCCAAGGAGAGGAAGCCAAGGAGAGGAAGCCAAGGAGAGGAAGCCAAGGAGAGGAAGCCAAGGAGAGGAAGCCAAGGAUAGGAAGGCAAGGAGAGGAAGGCAAGGAGAGGAAGGCAAGGAGAGGAAGGCAAGGAGAGGAAGGCAAGGAGAGGAAGGCAAGGAGAGGAAGGCAAGGAGAGGAAGGCAAGGAGAGGAAGGCAAGGAGAGGAAGGCAAGGAGAGGAAGGCAAGGAGAGGAAGGCAAGGAGAGGAAGGCAAGGAGAGGAAGGCAAGGAGAGGAAGGCAAGGAGAGGAAGGCAAGGAGAGGAAGGCAAGGAGAGGAAGGCAAGGAGAGGAAGGCAAGGAGAGGAAGGCAAGGAGAGGAAGGCAAGGGAAAGAGUAAGUGA
Schistocerca serialis cubense is the source of this 1305-nucleotide messenger RNA. RefSeq lists its product as uncharacterized. The transcript has 2 exons. Lineage: Eukaryota; Metazoa; Arthropoda; Insecta; Orthoptera; Acrididae. The record is from RefSeq and is a predicted model, not a curated record. The coding region runs from base 1 to 1305 and encodes 434 amino acids.